AUGCAGGGAAAACUUGGACAAGCUGUGUGGAGGCAAGAAAUAUGGUUAUUUUACAUCGAGGGCAGUGCCACCAUUCUAGUCGCGAUUUGUGCCUUUUUCAUUCUUCCUGAUUUCCCACACAAUACCAAAUGGCUUACUGCAGAGGAAAGAGCACUUGCUAUUUCUCAUCUUGCAGAAGAUGGCACUGACGAACUUGGGAAACGGACGACCAUGCAAGGACUGCGGGAUGCUGUGUGCGACUGGAAGGUGUGGUGGUUUUCAGUUGCACUCAUUAUCCAGUUUGUGGCGCUAUCAUUCAUCAUUUACUUCCCGAUGAUCGUCGCGACUCUUGGAUAUGAUACAAUGAACACUUUGCUGCUCUGCGCUCCUCCAUGGGUAUUCUCUACAAUAGUUGCAUUUGUUAUCUCAAGGUACUCUGAUAAGACGCAAAAGUGUCACGUGUUCCUUGUUGUUUCGAGUGCACUCGCUGGUGUUGGUUUCAUCAUAUCCAUCUGCACAAUGAACACGGCUGCACACUAUACUUCGGUUUUCCUCAUGGCUCAAAUCUCUGCUGCAUAUAUGGUGAUCUGGGGAUGGAUCAACAAUGUAUUCGCCAGAGAACCUGCCAAGCGAGCUGUUGCAAUCGCUUUGAUCAAUGGACUGUUGCAGACCAGAAAUAUCAUUGGAGCAUUCGUCUGGCCGAUCAACUGGGGACCUACGUAUCAUUAUUCCUACGCCAUCUGCCUCGCAGCACUUGGGGUGUCAACGACAAUGUUUGGUGUGAUGUACUUGUAUUUGAGGCGAGUGAAUGAAUGA
Molecule: messenger RNA, 795 nt
Organism: Suillus plorans
Lineage: Eukaryota; Fungi; Basidiomycota; Agaricomycetes; Boletales; Suillaceae
Product: major facilitator superfamily domain-containing protein
Exons: 5
Coding region: 1-795 (264 amino acids)
Biological process (GO): transmembrane transport
Cellular component (GO): membrane
Molecular function (GO): transmembrane transporter activity
Source: RefSeq, a predicted model, not a curated record